This is a messenger RNA of Mixia osmundae IAM 14324, 759 nucleotides long. RefSeq lists its product as uncharacterized. The record is from RefSeq and is a predicted model, not a curated record. The transcript is spliced from 4 exons. Bases 124 to 759 code for a protein of 211 amino acids. Lineage: Eukaryota; Fungi; Basidiomycota; Mixiomycetes; Mixiales; Mixiaceae.
GUUCCAAGUCAUGUGUCUCGUCGCCAUGAGAUCUGCCUGUCACACCGUCCCCUCUGACCGUUGCCAUCGCAUCGUGCCGCAGCAACGUCCCAAUGCGUCCGCUCGUACACGACGAACGCUCAAAUGACCAACUUUGCUUCGCUGAUGAGCUUUGCGCUGGUCGCUUUCUCAUGCUUCGCCAGAUCGAACGGGUUGGCUGUCGAGCAGGCUGCGCCCGAGAAACGAGAGCCAGUCAUCGAGUCUCGUGGAUACGGUUCCGUUCAGACAGCAGGCCUGACGACCAAGGAUGUCAACGGCAAUCCGCAGUUCGAGAUGGUCUUCAGCAUCCAGGUAUCGGAUAGCUUCAAUGGUCUCAUGGUCUGGGGCUCAGAUCAGCGCGGUGGCGAGCAUAGUGUCCUCAAGCGCUGGACUGAUCCUCAUGGCGACUAUGCGCACCAAAUUUGGCUGAGCUAUGGCGAUCUCUCCAUCGAGCUCAGUAUGCAUCACACCCCGGGCACUCAAAAUGUGGUUUCCUAUCAGGUCCAGAAUUUCAGAGUCAAGGGUGUCGUGCAGGAUUUCUAUGGACCCGUGUUUGUUGCUUUUCGCUCCGUCCUGGCAAAGUCUGAUGCUUCUGCAGAUUCCGCGUCAAUCAUGCUCAGAUUCUGCCUUAUGUACCUUAGUCUCACCGGCGUUCUUCGGGCAGUCUCACCUGCGCGAUGUACACUUUGCAUCUUUUGGACGAACUUGAGCAGGUCCUACAAAAUGAGCAAGGAAAAGUGA